Molecule: messenger RNA, 1068 nt
Organism: Arabidopsis thaliana (thale cress)
Lineage: Eukaryota; Viridiplantae; Streptophyta; Magnoliopsida; Brassicales; Brassicaceae
Product: myosin-M heavy chain-like protein
Exons: 2
Coding region: 6-788 (260 amino acids)
Source: RefSeq, marked reviewed
AGGAAAUGAUUUCAAUGGAGGAGAAGAACACAUACGGCAAAAGAAAGACUGUUCCUCUGAUUCCGGCUAACUACAUCAGCAUCCUUCAGCUCCAGGAGCGUUGGCUCAAUGAGAAAGAGAAGAAGCGAAAGGAAGAAGAAGAGAGACGACGGAAACUACAGGCUGAGGAAGAGAAAAAGAUAGAGGAAGAAGAUCUGAAGAAAGCGGAGGAGGAGAAGCGUAUGAAUCGAAGUAAUCGGAAGCAUUUUGGGAGAAAAAAGGAAUCUAUAGACGGCGGAGAAGCACGAUUCGUUGAGAAGGAGAAACCGGAAGUCACGGUGGCGAUCGAGAGCGGUGGAGGUGAAGAUGCGGCGGAUGGAUUACCGAAGAAGAAGAAGAAGAAGAAUAAGGGAGCUUGGAGGAAACGAUAUAAUAGCAAGACGAAUAAAAAUCAAGAUGGAGCUGUGGUUGAGGAUGUCAUCGAUUGCGGUUGUGUAUCAUCAAUCGUGCCGCCUGAGUCCGUCGUGACGGAGAAUAAUACUCCGGUGAAAGAUGUGGUUCCAGUUUAUUGGAUGAAAGCGACCAAAUCUAAAGAGAUUACCAAAUCAAUGGCCAUAGAAACACAGUUUGAGAACUUCUCUAUCAAUAGAGGAGAAGCCAAAACUCUCAAGACACAAACCAAAUGGAGAUAUCGUAAUCGGCCAAUGCCGAGAGGAGCUUCUUCUUCUACAAUGGUGUGGGUGAAGAAAGAGCAGAACGAGAGAGCUGGUGAUGGAAUUGCAAGUGGCGUGAAGCCAUUUAAUGCGUAACGUUUCCUUUAAGGUUUUCUGCUUAGCUCUGGAAUGCUACUAUUCUUGGAUGUUCAUUGAACAGAGAGAUGAUGAUGGUGUUGGAUUAAAGACUCUGAAGCAUUAGGGACUAAUGGUUUGAGGUUAAUUGUAAGCAAAUGUACAUAAGUUUGUAAGUAUAAAGAACAUGAUUCCAUAACAGUUUUUGGUGUUCUGCUUGUGCUACUUGAAAAUACUUUUGAAUUUCGGUUUGAGUGUUGCAAAUCUGGACAAUAUCAUAAACAAGCCUACAAAUUCAAUU